AUGCAGGGACUUGGGAAGACAGAGAGAGGGGAUCAGGGGCGAGACAUCGACCUGACAUCGCUGAGAUCCACCAUGCCAGCCAGCGGCCCUUUGCAGGUUAGUGCAACUCCAAAAAAGGGGGGGGAAAUUGCACGAAACAGCAGGAAACCGGACCAGAGUCUUUGACAUAGAGAGAGAGACUCAAGGAAAGAAAACUGCAUUGUUCUGUCUGUUUAACCUCUUCUACUCUUUUCUCCUCCUUUCCUUUUACUGUUUCAUCACUUUUUCUGGUUUAUCUGUGGCCCUGAAUUUGCCACAGAGCUGUGGUAUGUCUCGCUUACAUGAGGUCCCAGGAUCAGAGGGCUUCUGUUUGGCUGGUCUUUGAGUCGGUACUCUAUUCCGAGACUAAGUUACGAUUGCAACAUCCAUCAAAUAUCAAUUAGGGUCUGGGUGCAAAGGCUAAUAAAGUCUCCUAAUGGAGUAACAGGUCAACAGAACAGGUACUCACUAAUGCCAAGAAAGAGGGGUCAAGGUAGGGUUAGGGACCUUAGAUUAGUAUUUUAAGAAGCUUUUUUUCCUGGUUUUGAUCAGAUAUUUCUCUUCAUAACUGGGUUUCAUUCUUCUAUCUCAUCAUUCAUAACACUCCUCUUUACCAACACCACAGACCUCCUUCAACAAGAACACAGACCGCACACACGGUCUCUGGUGUCUGUUAGGAUUCUCCCCCUGUAUCAGUGUCAGGGCCAGCAGUGUCCCUGCCCGUCAAACCAGGAGGACUAUCAGUUACCAGUAUAUUUAGCUACACAGUCUCCAGUGAAUAAAGUGCCCAAAAUGCACAACUGUGACUGAAAGAUGUGAGAGCGUGGGUGUUUUUGUGGCGUGUGGUUGAAAUACUAACUACACUUUCUUCAGUGGAGUUCCCAUUUAAAUUUAUCUGUUUGAUGAGAUUUAGAUGAGUGUCCUAAAUCUUCAUUGUGGGAUUAUGAGACACUUUUUGAGACUGUUCAGUCAUAUGUGAAAUUAGAUUAAAUUACUGUAAAUUGAAGUAAAUCAAAUCUUUGAGUCAUUUUCAGGAUUUUUUCACAGACUGUAAGAAGUGGACUUGACAUAACAGAUUACUCUUUUCAGCUUCAAGUUCAACAUCACUGCCUCGCCAUCUUGGUUGUCUGAACUUUUUUCAUUUAGAUCCUUAAUUUACAAUCUGCAGGACAUAGCUUAUACUUCAAAAUAAAAGUCUCCCCAUGCAGAAAAACAUCAAAAUAGAAGCAUGACAAACAAUCAUUUAUAUGACAAUGUCCUUUCCAAAUCCAUUUACAGACUGUGAUGUUUCAUUGUCAGAAAUGUCAGAAUAACAUCAUAACUGCAAUAUGUUAUGGCCAUGAUAACCCUGAGGUAAUGGAGUUUAUCAGUCAGUUAAAUGUAGCUAUGACCCAAAGCACAUAUUACACUGUCAACUAUUUUAAUCUGAAUGGGAUCAUAAUUUACAAAGGUGUUAAAGCUACUGUAAGGUGGUCUUUUGGUGGUAAUGAAAUAGACCAAAAUGGAUGCUAAUGCUUCUGUAUAACUCAAAAAAGCAACAAAAAUAUGUGGCAACAAGAUUUAAUCUUUCAAAAACCUGAUUGAGGCCUGAAACACCUGUAACUGCUGCCAGGAGGUAGGUAUCACAGACAGAAGCACCAAGAAACAGUCUUUGUUUGCAUUUUACAAGGCAACAUUUGACCAUAAAUAUGCAAGAGACUUUUGACAGAAAAAAAAACGUCUUUAGGACAUAAUCAGCAAAGAUAUUACCUUGUCUACAGGGGGCACCAAAACUGCAUAAUCUAAAAGUUUCUCACAGGAGCUUUAAGAGGACUUAAAUCUUAAAUCUGAGGUGAUUAAAUAACUGGUGACCGUUUACUGACAUACCACAUAAACUGAGGACUUCCUUCAUUUUCUCACAAAAAGACCAAAAACUUUUUGAGAAACAUUUAUUGCAACAAUUGCAGCAGCAAUAACAUUUUUAUUUAUAAGGCACAUUUCAUUACGGGUAAGCUCAGUGUGCUUUAGAUUGAGAAUAAAAACAAGACGAAAAAUAUACAGUUAAAAUUUAUAAACCAUACAUCCACCAAACACAUUGCAGAAAAUAAAUCCAAAAAGCUAGAAAAGGAAUGUUGCACCAAGUGGAAAUAUAUAUGAACUUAAAAGGAGUGGGCCGAGGACUAAUCCUUGUGGAACGCCAUUGGUAACUUGAGAUUUAAAGAGGCUCAGAUUCAGAUUUGGUGUUGCCUGAGGGGGUAAAUAACUGGCUUACUCCAUCCAAGAUUGUUGUUUUCUGACAGUAUAUGUCAUAUUUACUGUAUGUUGAAAGAUAACUGUUGAAUCGAUCUUAAAGAAUAGCAAAAAUAAAUCAAACUAACUUGUGUCGCCAUCUCUGUCGCCUGCCUCUCCUUUUUGUUCAUCUUGGGUCCAACAUAAGUGUCCUUGUUUCCAUAGGUUUGGGUCACACACAGGAGUGAGGCUUACAUUUAAAGAUUUUGUAGGGGGCGCUAUGGAGCCAUUUUUAGUUGGAUCUCCAAUUUGACAUUGGAGACCUUUUUUCAUCUUGGGGUCCAACAUCAAAAAGAGAUAAAAUGACAAGAAGCUCUUUUCUCUCAUUGGUUUUUAUACAAUCAAUCUGUUUUUAGCAAUCAGUGCAGUCAGCCCCUGCAGUGUCUUGUACAUUUUUAUAGGAUCAGAAAUAACUUCUUUUUUUUCCAGCUUUUGAGCCACCUCUUUAUUUAAAACUUAUGAAUGCAGGUUUUGUUCAAGUUUACUGAAGUUGGUUUACACCGUGUACUAAACACACACACGCCAAUAUAUGUUUUUAUUGGCUGCUGGCAGGGCUAGAGGUCUACAGUAGCACCCUUAAUCACAGAUAAACUGAGAAUGUAUAUAGCAACACUUGGCGACCAUCAGCUGCUGCAGUUACUUAUAUCAUGUAGCUUUAAAUCCAAAUGUUUACAGUCACAGAUGCCAAGACCUAACCACAACUAUUCACGUCAACCCUGGUGGUUUCAUCAUAUGCCGACAGAAGUGAGGAGAGAAAUGAGGAAGGAGGAAAUGAGUGUACAUACAGUGUGCAUGUGUGUCUGUCAGAAAUCACUCCCUCAGCAUGAUACAUAUCCUGUAUGUCAGUACCAGCUCACGUUAGUAUGUGCAUACGAUGGUGGAUACUAUUACGUUUCAUUAUGCAUCUCAAAUAUCUUUGGCAUGUUGUUUUAACACACAAAUGAAUAACUAUUGCUCCUGUAAUUAGAGUUGAAGGUGCAGUGGGUCUUGCAGUAUAAUGAAGGGCUAUGUAAUAGAUAUACAUCUGAGGAAUGCCAGUUAUGUUUGAUAUGGUUAUCCAUGAUCAGUAAUGCAUAACCUUUGUUGAUAGAAAUGGGUCAUAUCCUUAUAUGAAAGACCUAUGGGGGAAUGCAGCAAGUCUUUGAGCUCUUUUGGACCAUAUCUGUUUCUUUUUUUCAUAGCAGGAACAAUCAGACUGUCAACAAGAAUACAUGCACAAAACUCCUAAAACCUUACCAAAACUUUCCGGAUUAGCAUCGUCACACAGGGGGAAUUUCUAACCCACAGUGGUUUUCCUGCUAGCUUCCUAUAAUAUUUCUGCAUUUAGUUGAGGCAUGCUGACAUGAGGGCACAGCAGGAAAACAUACUGCAAGCAUGCACAUGCAGUUAAUCAUGUUGAUAUCCACACUGUGUAAUGCCAGUUGCUUUGUUGGCAUCAGGUUAGGUCAAAUUACACUUUAGCAUUCUUUUGCACAUGUUUGAUAUCAUGUCUUGACUUCUAGGACUGGCACCCCAUCAUCGAACAAGGGUGAGGUCACAUUGUGUGCAACAUGUAUGAAGAAGCAAGCUUAGCAGCAAAGCACCUGAACUUGUCUUGUAAAAAACUUCCUCAGCAGUUGUCUGGCUUUUUUGUGUUUGGAAAUGGAAAUUUUGAUAUCAAACUUUAAGCAUUCAAAAAUAUGAAACAGAAGUCCAGAAGAGGUGACAUUAUGCUGAUAUUGUUUAAAGAAGUGUAAAAUGAAUGUUCAGUGACAACCAUGACUGAAUAUUUUGUAAAAGACAUUUGCUUCAAUAACAGAAAAAAGCUGCAGGAAAUCCUGACAUUUCAUGGCAAACAAGUCUGAGCUACUCAACAACCCAUUUAAACUCUUUAUGAAGUUUGGGCCAUGAGUCAUUUGUAAAUUUUGAGUGUGUUUGAAGCUUUUUUCAAAAAGAUAUUAAAGAUAUUAGUUCAACUUGGGUCAUAUUACCUCCAAAAAACAGCUUUUUGUCCUUAAGUCCUGACCUGAAUCCACCUUGGCCUCAUCAUUAUCCCAGUCAGACUGCUCAGAUGCUGCUAACCAUCUUAAGUGUCAUGUGUCAAACUGGCCUGUGCUGGUUCUGGUCCAGACACCCUGAGUACAUUUAAUAUAAAUCAAAAAAUGAUUCAGGAAAUGACUCAGGAAAGUAUGUUUUAUGAAACUGCUAAAAUGCACUUGAGCUGGAUCUUUAAAUUCAGUCUGAUACUUAUGGAUUUGCACUUUAUGGGUUUUAACUUCAAAUGUGUUCCUUCAUUUCUGCAUUCGUGUCAUCCUCUCAACAUCUGGACCUAAUGCUCUCUUAUUAGUUUCAAAUGGAGUCCAGAAGAGAGCGUGUCAAUUGCUAUGAUUGGAUUUAUGAUGUUUUCACGCAGCAUCUGUUUGGAGCUGCCAUGAUGAAUCUAUUUCUAUGGUGUGAAGUCUUUACACCUCUAAGUCACUCUCUAAGUUUGGAGCACGACAGCGGGGCGUGAAGCGCUGUCACAGGACUCAGAGGAGUCACACACACUUUCUAAGCAUGGACGUCAUAUUUCAAAGACGGCGUGGUCGCUCUCUGAGGAAAAGGGGCGAGUCUUUUCGAUGAUUAGUGUCCUUUAUUUAUCAGUAAAAUGAAACAGCUUCUAAGAAGAUGCUAAAUCCUGCAUUAGUAAGCUUUAAAGAAGAGAUUAUUUUGGUGUUGGUCAGUUGAGUAAAUUACACAUCCAGCCAGUAGAACCAAAGCCAUGGUUCUGAUGGAAAACUUAGCUUCGAUGAACUUUUGAACAAAACUGAGCUUUUCUAGAUUCAGAUCAAGUCCUCUCCAACAGUGUUGUUUUCGUCAACGCUCCUUUUUUUUUUCACGACGAAGACGUGACAUUGACGAGCUAAACAUUAGUCUUAGAUGACUAAAAUGUGACGAGACGAAUGUGCGUUAACGUUGACGAAAUGAGACUAGAUGAAACCGUUAGUGGUUGACGACGAACAGAGUUGCAAAAUUCAUGAGCAUUUUGUCAGUCAAACGCUAAACAUAUAUUCUGCAGUGUUGUUUUCGUUGACGAUGACAUUGACCAAAUAUUUUCAUCAAUGUCAUCGUCAACGAAAACAACACUGCUCCAAGAUCCUGUUUUGGCAGAUUUCUGUUUGACCCAAGGCCACUUACUGUUCAACUGUUAAACUAAGUGAAGGCAGGUUUAAGACCAGUAUAAAUCAUAUAAGAAGCCAUAUGAACCUGAUUUUGGAGGUACCUAGCCUUGCUGCUUCUGCUAUCUGCUAUCUUAUUGGUUAAAGCACAGUGAUUUUUAACCAAAACAAAAACAGUUUGUCUUAACUAUUUUGGAUAAUUGUGGUUGAUUUUACUCACAUUUUAGUCUUUCUGUCUUGUUUUAUCACAGCCGUGAUAACGUUUUUUGGUCAAAACUUGCUCAAACUGUUUUAUGAUAGUUGUCAAAAAUGUUUAUAGUGAUUGUGAAAAUUUCACUGUAAAGAGAGAAUAUUUUUAGUAUGUUGUGUGUGUAACGUAUACUUCCUCAUGUUAUAGAAAAACUUGAAGGCAGUGCUUUCUUUCAAAGACUGUAAAUAGACUUCUUACAGGUGAGAAAUCUUCCAAUGACAGAGUUGUCACCACAGUUUUUGGUUUCUGUUACCAUACCAUUUAUGUUAGAAUAAAUGGGUCUUUGAAUGCUUAUCAUUAUUUUCAAAGAUUCAUCAAGGUGGUGGAAAUCGUCCUCAGAGAUUUUUGCCCAUGUUAACAUAAGAGCAUUAAACAAGUCCUGCAGAUUUGUCAGCUGUACGCACACUACAUCCAAAAGAUGCUCUGUUGGAUUGAAGUCUGUGACUAUGGAGUCCAGUGAAGUACAGUGAACUCAUUGUCAUGUUGAGAUGAUUUGAACUUUGUGACAUGGUGGGAGUAACCUUUAGAAGAUGGGUACUAUGUGGUCAUAAAGGGAUGGACAUGGUCAGCAAAAACACCCAGGUAGGCUGGAACGUUUAAAUGAUAUUAACUUGGUACUUUAGGGACCCCAAGUGUCCCCCACACCAUUACACCACCAGCAGCAGCCUGAACCGCUGAUACAAGGCAGGAUGGAUCAAUGCUCUCAUGUCAGUUAUACCAAAUUCUGGCCCCACCACCUGAUUAUUGCAACACAAAUUAAGACUCAACAUACUGGGACAUGUUUUUCCAAUCUAUUAAUGUCCAAUAUUGGUUAACCAAUUUUGGUUAAUCUCUAUGUAGUGUAGCCUCAGUUUCCUGAUUUUAGCUGAUACCCAAUGAGGCUUUUGCAGCCAAUCAAGGGUCAAUGUGCUGUAUGUUCAGAGAUACUCCUCUGCAUAUCCUGUAUGUAAGUAGGGGUUAUUUAAGUCACUCUUCCCUUUUUAUCUGCUUGAAUCAGUCCGGAUUUUCUCUCCUGACCUCUGCCAUCAGUAAGGCAUUUCCUCCCAGAGAACUUUUUUUUUGGACUCAUUGUCUAUAAACCCUAGAGACAAAUGUGUGUGAAAAUCCCAGUAGAUCAGCAGUUUUUGACAUACUCAGACCAGACCAUCUGGCACCCACAACCAUGCCAUGUUCAAAGUCACUUAAAUCCCCCCGUUCUGAUGCUGGGAUUGAACUUCAGCUGGUCAUCUUGAUCAUGUCCAUGCGCCCUAAAUGCUUUUAGUUGCUGUCAUGUGAUUGGCUGAAAGAUACUUCUUAGUCAAACAGGUGUACUGCAUGCAUUACUUAAAACACUGAGAACGUACAUGUUGUUGAUUGAUGAACCCUCGUUCAAAACCAACUGCCUCCAGUGGAUUGUAAGCUUGCCCUGAUGUGCCAAAGUGACACUUGACCUUAGCAGUUCAAAAACGAAACACCAGUUCAUGAAUCAGUGAUGUGGCGUGAGGCAAAAUUUGAAAAUUGAAAUCACAGCGACCCUCCAAGCAUGACAGUUAUAUUUCAAAGAAGUGCAAAGUUGUUUACUGCGUGUGAACAAGCCUGAACCGGCCAUCAAGCGUCUUUGGAAGACGCAUAGAGGGCAGGGUCACUUUAGGGCCAGUCUGACAUGUCCCUCACGCCUAUAGAAAUAAUAGUUGUAUUAAUAGAUGAUGAAAGCAGUGGGGUCUACUUGUAAAUUGUUCUGUCAUGUGUUUUUAUUUCUGUUUUUUCCUAAAGAGAUAACCACAGUGCUUCAUCUGUUUUUGUGUUUAGUCCUUUAUGACCCUCAAUGACCACCGUCCCUCUCAUCUCCUUCCCACUUGUCUCACCUCCCAGAAUACACCACUGCCUCUCUUUGACGUUAUGUGUGUAUUUGUGUGUGUUUGUAACCUCCUCUUGGCCCCCACAUGGCAAAUGCCACAUUCUGAGAGUAGGUGUGAAGUACGAGAAAGUGUGUGUCUCUGUGUGUGUGUGUGUGUGUGUGUGUUUAAAAUUGUGUUUCUGAGAACUUUCAUUGGAGCUCCAACUAAACCUCAUCUUUAAAUGGCUGCUGUGUUGUGUAAUACAUGUAAUGUCAUAUUUGUUUUGCAUAUUAACACCAUGGUACUUAGUAUAGCCCUUUUAACCAGAUACGAAAGUCAUACAUAUGUCUUUAAGCUGAAUUCCCUCUGUUGCCAUGGUGAUGGAUCUGUUGACAGUCAAACUCAAUUGGUAACCUGAUGUCGUACUGCCCCUGGGACUUGAUGUGCCUGUUGUCUUGUAGUCUGACAGAGUAUUAACAACUCACAUUACAUUUGCUAGCUUCCGCUCGAGCUUUCCACCAUGUGAAGACACAGUGUAGAAGUGUUGGAAUAACCAGAAAAUGCCAAAGAGUGGUUUAAAAGAUAAAAUAUAUGGAUAAGAAAUGAAGACCAAGCUCAAAAUUGCUUACAAUUCAUCUAUGCAUUUGGUUUGAUUUUUAUUAUGUUGAUGUCUGUAUAUGCCACAAAAACAGGAGUGUGUCCUGGCAUUUUCAAGUGGGGGGACCUAUCUGAAGCACUGACAUAGACAGGGGUGGCCACUAACAUUCAGUACUUAAACACAUAGACAUGCUGUAAUAAUAGCAUUUACACUCUCUGUCUUCUCAAUCUACUUUAACAAUUACCAUAAAAGUAUAGCAGAGCUUUUCUUAGUUCCAAACUUAUGAGAGAGGGAGCUUUACAGAGGGGCCUGAUCUUUUAGGGACUUGGACACUGUUGACUUUUGAUUUUUCAAAAAGUCUUGCUUCCAACAAGGCAAAUAGCCAAUCAUAGUUUAGGAUUUCAGGCUGGCACCUGGGGUGGCCAAUCGGUUUUUGAGGGGAGAGGGGCGGUGCCACCUCAAAACACUUCCGUGAGUACGACCCUGCACAAAAAUGCAAACCGUCUUACAGUAACAGCAGAAGACUGGUGUGCUGAUUUUAUCCUUAUACAGGCUUCAUAUUAGUGUCAGAGUCGUGUUAGUUUGGCAGAAUUAUUUGUGUUUGGGAGCUUAGCAAUAAGAGAGUCAUUGCCAGUCUGCCUGCAAAACAUUUUGUAAACUAUUGGCAGAGGUUGAAGCGGUUCCCUCAAGAAUAGAUAAUUGAUGCAGAGGAUCAAUCAAUAUGGAAGACAUAAGUACUCUCAGAUUUAUCCUGCCAAUCAGGGCUUCUAACCUUUAACCUCUGUUCUUAAGUGCUUCUCCAUCAUUGGGGCCAAGUGUGAACAGCCCCUGUGUGAGACCAAGUGUGGGUGUUUUCACAUCUAAUAAUUUUUUGGAAAAUUAACUUUGACUUUAAUGCUUGAAAUCUAAUCUGUUGUUUCAGCCUUUUAACAUCUCCUGGCAAACAAUGAAAGGCUUAACUUUUUCCACAAUCUGCAAAUAGGUGGGGCUGAACACCCAAUAUAACACGCCCAAUGACAGACUUUGACUCCUGCUGGCUAUCCUCUUAAAUCAUGUUUGUUUUUACUCCUGCGGUCUUCUGCAGAAUUAGAAACAUAUGAAUCUGUUAACAUCUGUAUUUUAUAAUCAGCGACUUAACAAACGUAAUAGCCUCAGAACAUGACGAAUCUGCCAAGUACAAGGAAUUCAGAUGUGUUCCUGGGACACUGUCAGUUGUUCAUCGCUUAAAACUAGGGAUGCAGGAUAUGGAUGUUCUUGAGCCAAUGUCAAUAACUGAUGAUAACCUGCUCUCAUUUUUUAAAAAUUGUUGUGUCAUCAAAUUUGCAGUUCAUGCACAUUGUGGUAUGGGAAAGGCUAAAAGAAUAUAUUUAGAUAUCAACUAUUAAUAAAUUGAUUUGUAGAGUUUUAAAACUUACCCUGCUAUACUGGUAUAUAUAACUGCAAAUCAUCAGCAUAGCAAGAAAAUCAAACCACAACAAAUUGCAAUAUUCAACACAGUGGUGCAGGUACAGUGAAAACAACAGCAGAUCAAAGACAGACCCCUGUGGGAUCCCAUGCCUAACGGCACAAGGCUCUGAGGAAGAACCAGCUGCAGCUGAAGACACUGCUCUAAAUUUUCCAUUGGCUAGUGAAACUCUUUAUCCUCUACCAAGGAAAAAGUUUGCUCAUUGAUUGCCAUACAUUUGGAAAUUUUCUCAUGACCUGCUUCAGCUUUGGUUGUCUCUGAAAAUCUCUCUGCAGUUCUGAACCCGCACUACGUUUUAGCACUAAUGCUAUCUUUAGCUACUGCUGCUCUGUAUUUCUUCAGUACAUUAUGUUGCAAUGACAGCUUGUCUAGUGAUGAAUUAGAAUCAUUAGAUGAAUAGAUGAAACAGAAAGAUGAAUUCAUUGUGUUAAAACUGAAGACCAUUUCCUGCUUUCCUAUAAGUUCUGUAGCAGUCAGGGAGUGUUCAUUUUUUGGUGUUAGGCAAUUGUGCAUGUGCAGUUGUCAUGCCCUUUGGUAAAGCUUAAGUGUCUCCAAAAAAUAGUGAAAACAAAAUUACCGGCCAGGAUACAUGACUGUCAUUUGGCAGUUGUUUUGGAUGAUGGACUGCUCUGUUUGAAAUGUGUCUGGGAUGCAUUUGUCGAACACAGCGUGAUAAAAAUGUGGGGCGAGAGAUUUUUUUUUUAGACCACAUUAUGAGGACUUGACUUUAUGGAGGCACUCUAAAUCACAAAAGUUUUCAGUGAUUUAUUUGGCUACGCUGCAAGUUUGUUUGAAAGAGCUCAUAUUAUAAUUUGAAUCCAGCACACAUAGUUUGCUUAUUCUGCCCUGAUUCGUUUUUCUUUUUUGUGCUUUUUGGGAGCUCAGAUGGACCACCUUACUGCAUUGGUAAUAAGUAAAUGAACACAGCUGUUAUUGGUUGUUUUUAUUGGACAACACUGUAACACUGAAAUAACUAACAAUGAAACAAUAACAAUAUGUCAUUGGAUGAAAAUUUAUUAGGCCUGUUUUGUUGCAAGUUAUUUUUGAAAAGUUUCAGUGAAAGGAUGACUUAAGACUUAAAACAAAACAAGUCUUUAUGCUUUUAUUCUGAAAAGUUUAACUUGUCACUUCCCCCCAUCAUCUAACAACUUUGUAAAUGUCUGAUGUAAAGGAAUAAGGGGGGAAAUGUGGCUUUUUUUUCUUUCUUUGUGUCAAGAAACAGGAAAAUAAAUUGAUCAUGUGUUUUUUGGUUCAAAAUACAAAAUGAAAAGGACCAAAGACUAAAAAUGGGCCCAUGGUGCUUGAAUUUAGAUUUAUUUGAUUUAGAUUGUAAAAUGGUAUUGAAACAAAAAACAAUAAAAACAAAACAAAAAAAAAAAAAAAACAGUCGUUCAGUAGACGGAUGACGAAUAAAAAACAAAUGACCACAUGAUACCCUGCCCUUGGUUCUCGAACAUAUCUUAAAUUCAAUGCUGGUAUUUGGAGACUUACAAUCCAGGUUUUGUCUUUCCAAAGGUUUUCGUUUCUUUCUUUCCUCACCCACACUUCUUUUCCAUUUCAAUCUCUGCUCUGUAAAACUUUUGCCUCCCUUUCUUCCCAUCCUCCCUCUUUUAUCUUCUUUACCCCAUCCUCCCCCCUUUGUCUCUCUUUUCCUCUCCUUCUCUUGUCAAAGAAAUCUUUGUUUUCUUUUCAUUUUGUGCAGGAAAUGGCAACUGACUGGGUUUGAAUCUGAAAACAGCUUCACAGGAAAGGAGUUCAGUUUUCUGCACAAGUGUGUUUGACUGAAAAAUGGAGAAAAAAAUGUUUAGAGAGCGGCUGUGUGCGAGGAAAAAGCCAAGAUAAAUGAUUCCAGACAUAACAUUAGAUCCUAGCAGAUAAAAACAAUUAGAUUAUCACACACUUGGACUGGUCUGUCUGCCUCCUGCACUACAAAUAGAAAGCACAGAUCCUCAUUACGGACACAAAUCUGUUUAUUCAUUCCUUGUCAAAUCGUUAGUCCAAAAUCAGGGAGUACUUAAUGAAGACAUACAAUACAUUUGAAUAAAAACCUUAUGCUGCCAUGAACAUAUAAAAAAUAAUCACCCAGUGAAGCUUUAAAUGUCGUGUCACUCUUUUGUUCCUCAUCCACUUGCUCCAGUUGGAUCUGCCAAAAAGGAACAGGAAACCUACUCUGUGCGAGGGCCCUCCUGCUGGGAAUCCAUAACUCAGACACACACACACACACACACACACACACACACAUAUGCACAUAAAUCAGAGAAGCACACCAGACUUAUACUUCCAAGUCCACUUUUCGUCAAUCUUUUUGCAGACUUAAACACACCCUCCUCAUUGAAAACACAUGUCACCGUUACAUCGGUUUUCUAGGAAUUCACGGAGAUUUAUUGUUUAAAAAUUGUGAAUAGUUAUCAAAUGCACAUGUAAUACUGCAGUAAGUGGAGGCGCUCUAUGCUAUGUUUCUACUUCCAGCGUUUUGGGUCACAGCCAAACACAUAUUAAGACAUAGACCCACACAUGUGGCUACACAUCUGUGGAAAAGCACCCUCAUUAAAUAGACAUAAACAUGUACAGUGCUAUAAAUUAAUAUGACGCCUUAGAGAGUGUGUGUAGCAGACUUACCCUAGGGGUUAAAUGGAUGUAAAAAUAAUAGAUCUAAUUUGUAGAAAGAGCAAAUUCAUUUAUUCUAAGACUUUCUGAGAGGCACCAGAACACGGAGGGAAAAGAGUCUGAAUUAAUUAAGAAGAAGAAAUGAAAACUGGUUUCAAAUGGAGACCCCCCAAACUGAAUCUGACCUCUCGUAUUUGUUGAUAAAAUGUGUUGCCAUGCAGCAGGCUGCCGGCCAGGAUAAAGUGUGCAUAUUUAUGUGUGUAUACGUCAGUUUCAGGGGUGAUCUCAAGGUAAACACAGGCCUCUCUAUAUCUGUGUUUUCCCUCGCUCCAGCACAAGUGUUAGGUCAGUGAGCGAGACAGUGUGUGUGAGAGGGAGAAAUCCUGAAUGUUUAUGUUUCUUGUCAGUCUCGUAUGUGGGUGUACGGGCGCUUGUUUGUAUUAACUGUCCGUUUGACACGUACAGUAUCUGUGGCUUGUAUGGCUGCUAGCAUGUGUGUAGCUGUAUGCCCUCUGCAUGUGAACGGGUCAACAGUAGAUCCACAAUGAGAUAAAAAUAGGAGGCCUUGAAGAUAAAGUAUUAAACAAUUUUGUUUUAGCUUCCUGUGUUGGAUGUGUAACUAACUUAAAAAGUAUUAAUAUGUUGGAUUGGGUUCGAAGCUUGCUUAUGCUGCCCCCUAAUGGCCAAGCAACCAAUCACUGUAAUUGCCUCAGACAAUUACAGCAAGUCAUUGUAAUCAAAUAAUGUCGCAGCAUGAGGUCAUAUGUGAUGUGUUUACCGGGAAUGAGGGAGCUUAGGGGGUGAUGGAGGAAAGAAGCCGAGUGGGAGGUGGGUGAGGUCCUGUCUUACAUCAUCGAGACUGCGACGCUAAUGUUCCCCAGCGCCUGCAAAUGCUCAUGGGACUAUUGUCAAGUGAUUUCAGUGCCAUGAGAUCACACUUAAAGUGAAACAAAGGCACUCUGUUAUGAUUGUGUCCAGUCUGAAAAGAUACAGAUAGGGUACUUAGGGAAAUAAACACUCUUUUUUAUGCAUAUAUCCAUUUAUAUCUUUGGAAAAUUAGUUCUUAUUCUUUUCCUGACUACUAUAAAAAAUCUUUCACAUUUUCCAUAUAACUGUGAUUAUAGUGCAGGACUUGUGUUUUUAAAAUCCAAACUCUGGGCUAAAGAACAAAAACAGUACUAAAAUUCCCCAGUAGCUAUUUUUUGAAUGCUACUUUAAUUUCAAAGAAACUUCAUCAUGCCCAAGCUAUACACCAGGUUGUAUUUUAAAACUUUCCCAUGACCGGACACAUGACAUGCUUGACAGCAUUUUUCUGUCUAUAUAAGCCCGCUCUGUUCAAACAUAUACAUCAUGUUUAAAAGUCUCUAAGGACCUUGAUAGAUGUCCUCACUCAGUGUUAGCCACAUGAGGUUAUCUAUGAUAUUUGUGUGUGUGUGUGUGUGUGUGUGUGUGUGUGUGUGUGUGUGUGUGUGUGUGUGUGUGUGUGUGUGUGUGUGUGUGUGUGUGUGUGUGUGUGUGUGUGUGUGUGUGUGUGUGUAUAGGGGGAGGGGGUAUGUUUCUCAUUGAGUAAUAUCCUUUUACCCUUUUGACCUCAUUGGUGAAAAUAAACAGCAGUAACUUCUGUAGGCUAAACGGUCAUUCAUCUCUUUUUUUUCAGUGCAGCUCAGACUUUGACUGAGCAGCAUGCGACAAUAAAACAGACUAAAGGGGAAAGAAGUAGAAAAAAUGCCUUUUAAAAACAUUGAUAUAAAAAAGGGAGAAAAAGUUAAUCACAGCCAAACCUGAAUUUUUUAUCAUCAUCAUUUUUUUCAUGGCUGCUUGCAUGGUGGUUGAUUGAUCGUGCCACUGUUUUGUCUCAACUGGACUACUCUUUGAUGUAUUGCCAUAACAUUUUGUAUAGCCAGUCAUGGUCCCCAGAGGACAAGUCUUUUCCUCAGCACUUUUCCCAUUAUCCUUUGACCCAGCAUUGCUUGUGAGUUGAUAAAUGGUUCUGAGACAUAUGUUACUAUGUAGAUGGCUCAGAAAUAUGGGCAGAUAUUCAUUGUUCUCCCAGGAAACACUUUGAAAACUUCAAUUCCUUUAACUUUUCUAGUUGCUCCAUUAAAAAUUCAACAUUGCCAAACUAAAAAUGUACAUAUCCAUCAACCUCUGCAACACUCAACUCAACUCAACUCAACUUUAUUUGUUAAGCACUUUAAAACAACCACAGCUGAACAAAGUGCUGUACAUAACUAGACAAAACAACAAGAUAAAAAACAAUAAAAAAAAACAAUUAAAACAAUGGAUAAAAUAAAAGCAGAAUUAAAAGUAAAAUAUAGUUUCAAUGUUUUUAAAAACUAAUUUAAAAACAUAGAAACAAAUAACUAAAAACAAACCAUAAAACACUAAAACAGGAGCCGAGUCUCAUACAGGGUUAAAAGCCAAUGAAUAAAAAUGGGUUUUAAGAUGACUUUUAAAAAUGGACACUCAAAGGUAAGUUCAGUGUAUAGGCAUACAAUAACACUGACAGUAUGCUAGCUCUUCUUGAACAUGUUGUUUCACGAAGCCAGUGUUUCGUAAAUGGCAGAUAAGGCAAACAAACUGACAGCAACAACACUAACAAACUUUUAAUCAUGAUUUUAAAGCUUAAAACCAAUAUGAGGGGGAAACUGUCGUGUAGCUGUUUUUUUCUUCUAAUUUCAUUCAAAAUAUUAUCUACAAAUGAUACAUUUGAGGGUCCAAAGGCAGCAGGACGAGAGUUUUGUAAGGAAAAAAUAACUACUUUGCAUGUAGAGAGCAAGACAAGCACAGGGGUUGCCAAAAGUGAAAGUUCCUAACAGGAGCUUUAAUUACUCAAAGUACAAAACUAUAACCAAAUGCAUUUCAUUCAAAAGUGAUAUCGAGCACUUUUGCUUUAUCUCUUUUAGAUAAAGUCUGAUGAAUUAAUUAAUUGAUUGAAUAAGGUUGAGCAUCCACUCAAUGAUUGUGCAGUCGUGGCACUGCAUGGUGAAUUCUGUCUUUGUGGAAAACUACCAUCACGAGGGUUAAACACUUUAAUUUCCAGCAGUGGUAAAACAUCAGAGUCUUGUGGUUAUCUGAAAUUGCAUGUGUGGCCGUGUCAGUAGCUUUGAUCAGAGACGCCUCAGAUCUGUGUUGAUUAUUACCACAUUGCCAGAGGAAUACAAACAUUGUAUCUAUGGAGCUCCGCUGUUUUCUCCAGCUUCUUUGGGCAAACAUGAGUUAACGCAAGUUAUAAAAUCUUUAGAGGAAGCUCUUAAAUGUGGUUAUAUAAUGCUAAGCAGAAUUUCACUAAGACUUUUAUUACUGUAGUAAAUUACUUUACUUCUUUGUGGACACAAGCUUCUGAUUUGCAGUUGGUGUGUCAUAUUUAUUCUGUUUGUAAAAUGAGGUAAUAGAUUUGCUCUCACAGCAUCUGAGAAGCUGUGUGUGCAGAGCAAGUUUACUGAGCAAAGUGCAGAGUUGCAUCAUCGGGCCAACAAAUAUGCAACGAAGCAUGUGAGUAAAUGUGUGUUCCUGCAUAUUACAUCUUUAUGUGUACAUACCACGCUCCUGCAAUGAGUUUCUCAAUGCAAUCUCUCAGAUACUGUACACACACACACACUUCUCCAGGUAUUUUCUAUGUGAACCUUUGACCUACUUCUUGUCAUACACGCACUCUCUGCUUGUAGACCUGCUUAAAUACAUGACACAAAAGACGCACUGUCUAAUUGCUUUGGUGUUCCACAUGAUCAAAUAAACGCCGGCUUCACCGUUUUCUGUCACACAUUUAUUAACUUGUUUCAUGUUAGUUGGGCACACACACAACAUCAAAGUCAUAACCGGGUUCAGGUGUGUGUUGUGACCUUGCUGCAUGGUUGCACAUAUCUGACUGGUUCAGCAGGUGCAGGUGACAGUUUGUGUGACAAGGUUCAUGCUGCACUUGUUAAAAUGUUGGACUUCAGUACAUUUCUACUCAGUAAAUAAGCGUAGGAAAGCAAUGGUAGUUAAAAUUUGCCACACACAAUGCUGCUGUUAUUUAGGUUUUUAUGCACCAACAUGAAGCAGUUUAAGCAGAUUAAGCUUUGUGGAUUCAGUGUUCUUCCAGUCGUUCAUUCACAUCCAUGUGUGAUAUGUCUUUACUUGUUGUUAGUGAUGAUGAGUGAUGCAAAUUCAAGAAGGCCUGGAUUUAUUUCUUCUAUGCUUACACUGAUAGUUGUGAUGGACACGGCAGUUCUUUUAGAUGUACUGAAUCACUGAAACCAGUUCACCAAAAAGAUUCGUUCAAAAGAUUUGUUCAUUCAUUCGACUCAACUUCCUAAAGUGAUGCACAGCUAAAUGGUUCAGGAUUCAGUUCAGAUUAUAGCUUCUGAGACUGGGAGAUGAGAGUGUUGUGGCUGUGUUGCUUUGACAAACAGGUUUGUAAAAAUGAACUUGUUUAUAAAUCAUGGGGUUUUAAAUGUACCAUCCAUAGACUGUAUAUAGAAUGGACAGCGUCUGCCUCCUUGCUGGGCGUCAUCACAGCGACUCUCGGUGAUUCUCCUGCCGAAUGCGCACAUCGCUUUUGGCUUUAAAUCCAUAUAAAGACGGGAGGCGGAACUAAGUUGUCUAUAGUACAUACAGUCUAAGGUACCGUCCAAUGGUACGCUAUUUGUCUACUUGGUGAAUUGGGUUCAGUGAGUGAUUCUUUAAUGUUUUCCCCACCGUACACCCAGUGAAGAAUUCACACUGAACAUGCACCGUUCCCUCGCAAAUAGCCGCAAUGAUAGGAUCAGUCACGCAUUUCUCAAACUGUGGGUUUUAUACACUACUUGUUACGUGCUGUGUCCAACUAAAUCUGUCUGAACAAUGGCCAUGAAAGUGUAUUUCUCAGACAAAAAUGAUUCCAGAGCAGUGGCGGUUCUAGACCAAAUUACUCCCCGGGCGAGCACCUCUCCAAGUGCGUUCCCCCCCCCCCCCCCCCCCCCCCCCCCCCACCCCACACACACACACACACACACACACACAAAAAGAGAUAGAAUUUUGAUAGUUUUGUAUUACUAUGUAGUAUUAUUAUUAUUAUAACAACAAAAAUAAUAUAUUUCUCAAUUGCAGAAAUCCUUCAAUAGAAAAAAACACAAUCCUGAGGGCCAUUUUGAGAAGGGCCCCCAGAUCCUGAGGUUUUCUGAUGUGUUAAGGUUUACAAAAAAGCUGCUAUCUCGGCCUCUGUAGUAGAUAGAAACAAAAUUCAUAAAGUAUUUGAGAGCUUAUACUUGUGGCUUUCAAGAAAGCUCUCUUUUAGUUUUGCGAACCUUCAUCACAUUUUUGAAAACCUUGAACAAACAAACUUAAAUGAAAUAAAGUGGCUGUGUAAAUAAAAGUAAAGGCUCUGCACUGGAGAAUGACAAAUAAUUUGCUUUCUGUAAAACAAGUGGCAGUCAUGAUAAAGUGUCCAUUCAAUACAAAUGUAAAUAUAGAAAACAAGGUGUUAAAGGGUAUACAGCUGCCCCAGUAUAGUGCCAGUACAAAAGCAGAACUAAAAACUAAAAAAUGAAUAAAUAAAUACGUGGCUGACAGUGUGUUCAUCUCUGUUCUCACCCAAAGUCAUGCAACACUCAGAGAAAACGCUGAUAGUGUGAGCCAAAGCACUCCAUAUGAAGAGGUUGUUCACACUGCUGGAUGUUUCUCCUCUGAAGCUGCUCUCCUCUCUGUCUCCGUCAUUGUUUACGUCACUCAUGAAGCUCAUCAAGCACAUAGCAAGAUCCGAGCAUGAACCCGAGCGCUUUAUUCGCCUAUCAAAGGCAGACGGGUACGGUGAUUUCAUUCACCGCGACUCCAGAAAUGAUUAAAAAACUACAAAAUGACGUAUCCGCGCUCCCGCUGAUAUGCUGACAUGCGUACACAGAGCAGAGCUGUCCCCCUGCGACUCUCUCCCCGCCUCGUCUCCUACAGUCUGUCAGCCUCUGUGCAGCACCUUCGGAGCAAGCAGGGGCGCCUACAGCAGCAGGGGGGGCGCCAAUUUGACAACAAGAGUUAAUACAAAACCGCUUUGCGGUUAAGAUUUAUUACUAUUAUCUUUUAUUUUAUAUUUUUGGAAGUGCUCGUGCCGCCCCCCAUGAGUCAUGACACAAAUGCCGCCCCGGGCGGCUGCCCUGUUCGCCCGUGCCUAGAACCGCUACUGUUCCAGAGAGUGUAGUUCACUGUGUGGUUCGCUCACGAAGUGAUUCACCAUCAGUGUGUGCAGUCCCUCGCUCGCAGGCUGCUCACCCGGCAAUGCUGUUUGCUAUGGCAGUUGCACUGCUGACAGCUGACAGCUUAACUAAAGUGAGAAACGAACAAAUUACUUGACGAAGUGAUUAGGUUCAGUACGUUCACUUAAAAGAUUCGGUUCUUUUGAACGAAUCAUUCGCAAACGACACAUCACUAACUGAUACGGUUUUAUUAUCUCCUUGGCAUCAUUCAUAGUGUAAAUAAGUUUGAAUGGAAGGACGGUUAUAAAACUGUGAUUAUUCUAAACAUAUUAUCAAUCUAAGCCGAAGAAGAGAUUAUGUUUAUCCAUUUUAACAUAUACAAGCAUUUGCUGACUGCUCAUCAGUCACACAAGACAUGACACAAGCUGUCAUUGGUCGUGUGGUACUCCUUUAAGCAGAUGUAAAAUUACAGGGUUGUUGCUCAAAUCCUUCCACAGAAUUCAUAUUUAGAGCGUUUAUUUUUACAAAUUCAGUGCACCAUAUUUGGGGUGUGCGGUGGCCGUUUGAAAUCCGUGUGUCCCUUUAAAUGCCUAAAGUUUUGGGACACAUUGUUUGGCAGAAAAAGCAGCCUUCGUGGAACUGUGGAAACGAGGAAUGUCCACAAACACAGAGGAAGGAAACGUGUGCUGUGGACAUGCGAUGAAGGCCGAGCCAUUAAAGCCAGGAAGCCUCUGAUAGGAACAUCCUGUGAUGUCACACACUCAUGGCCCAGGCAUUAACGCUUGUUUGCCUCAUGCAUGAUACCGUAUGUACUGUAUACAAUAUGUAGACACACACAUCCUGCACCUCCCUUACUUAUCUGGCUGUUAGUCAGGAUCACAUUGUGGUGAACCAACUUCUGGGGUCAGUGACUUAUAAUGACACCAAAGCACACACACACUGUUAGCACACAUUGUGUAAUCGUAGUGUUGUUAUUCUACUCUAAUACUAGCAUGACUCAUUCUGUAGGAUUAGGCAAUUCAGGUUUGCUGCCACAUUGAAGUUGAAUCACACACACACUUGACUGCAAAAACACAGUGGAUUUCAAGUGAAAACAGUUGCAUAAUUUAAACAUCAGGGGUUAAUAUCAGUUAUUGUCGGUGUUGACUGUGGUUUAAAGCAGUGAUUUCUUCACAAUGCAUGAGUCAUGGGCAUUUCAAUACCUGCUGUUUGUUGCCUUUUCUGACAAACGCCACAUUUAUUAUUUCAGCUUGAGAAGGAAAUAACAUGGAAUACGGGUGGAGGCGGUGAAUGGAAAGAAAAUAUGUUCCCACCAAAUAUCAAAAUAUGGCGGCGUCCUUUUUUCAAUAGCGGGUACAGCUCAGUUAAUUCUUUAUUCUCCAUUUUGAUGGGUGUUUUCAACUCAAAUAUGUUUGGCUUGUGUUAAAAAUAUAGGAGGGGUUAUUAAGAUCACAAUAUUCCCACUGUGUGUCAGGAUGUGAGAGCAGCCUGAGGAGCGACCAGACUUCAACAAAGAUCCUGUCCUGCAAUCCAGGCAACAGCAGCAGAGUUGGUCAAUGCAUCUCAAGCUUGCAGAUCACUUCAAAGUAGUAGUAGUAGUAGUAGUGAUAAUAGCAACUGCGUGAAAAAGUUGUGACAUCAGUAUAAUUUAUGUCCAAAAGUAUGUCCACUUGCUCACAUUGACAGGAUUUUAAUUUGCAUAACCAUCUGUUUACUGCAUGUUAUCCCAUAGGUGCAUUAAAGAAUGAUCGAGAGGACUUAAAUAAAAACAUUCACUGAAAAGCUUUAAUUACUUACACAAUCACCUUCAGAGCAAAGUAAGACGUAGAUGCCAAGCUUCAUUUUGCUUGCCGUUGUCUAUGCAGAGGUCAAAGGUCAACAAUCAGUCAUCCAAGAACUCUUUAUUGAUGCAAAUGCUUACUGUAGAGCAGUAAAGGACACACUUUCAGACAGAAAAAUCAGCAAGAAAAGUUAUUGUCUUUGAGUGUUUGUUACUUUUGCUUCACCUUCACCCCGGGUUCAGUAUUUUCCCCUUCUCACCAGCUUCAUUCCCUCACUAAUGUCCAUUUUCCUCCUUAUUUGUUUCCUCUUAUCAUUAUUCUAACAGACUUUUGUUUAGCUGUAAAGCCAAUGAGGCACUGAGUAUUUCCUGGCCUGCACAUGUGUGAAAGGAGUUGAGUUUAAACUGUAUAUUGAGGCAACGGAGCACACUUGUUUAUAAUCUGUAUUCUGGACAUGCUGUAUACACUGUAUUUACAUGCAAGCACUCAUGUGAAAUAAUCCUUGGGUCUCUGUUUAUAUUCUUGAAACAUCAAAUAACAAUAACAGAAACAUAUAUGUUGUUAUGUUGGACUUGAAUAGACCUGCCAAUCAAUAGCGUGGUACCGUAAACUGUAUAAAACACAUUUUAGUAACAUUACCUAUUGGAGAAGCAUUGGGACCAACAAUAAGACUGUCAUAUAGGCUUAAUUCUGCUGUAAAAUGGGAAUUUUCACACAGGCGGUCAUUGGGUCUCUCUGGCUUUUAGAGUCAGCCUCAAGUUGGCCCUCAUUUUUUAACACCAAGGAUGGACGCUUGAGAGAUACCAGCUUCCAAAACUGUGUUUGAAUCAUGGGUGAGGUCAUAUAUAAACUUACAUUGGGGUCAUAAAAUAAGCGGUAAAAUGAGUGUAAUUUUAUAUAAGAUCAUACAAAAAUGAGAUGCAGUGUGUUAAGGAAACUUGUUUUAACAUUUAAUCCAGUUGUCUGGCAGUUCAGGUGUAGAGUGUAGGUGAGUGUCCCAUGCCUUAUGUUUCAUGAAGGCUCAGGGUUUUUUGAGGGCACUUAAGUCCAAAAGUGAACUCGGGGUGUAAACAUUGACCCACAGAGUGUUUUACUGUAAGAUGACCUGUGAGCUGCAGCAGCUGGGUUGCAAGAUAAUUAAGAUGACGUUCCUUCAAAGGGAAUGACUGCAGCCAGCUCCCACAUGAGCAAACAUCUGCAUCCCCGGAGGGUCUAAUGUUAACCUUUCACCUCCUGAAAAACAGUAAUGAGGUUGAAUUUGUCUCUACGAAAUACUUAACUUUUUUCAGCAAUUUCCUCUUUUUGUGAUUACGCUCACAGUUUGUAUACUCACACCUUCUCUUUACAGCAGGUCAAACACGGCAAAGAAACACGAGGAAUCCCACCUGUUGGAGCUGUGUCUGUCCUCACAAAGCCUCUUUUACAUCAGACCAACCUCUUUCCAAACAUGCCUCCCAUGCCAUAAAAACUUCAAGCAAACUCUCAACAAUGAGUAGUAUAUUUUUACAACUCCACAAAUCACUCCAGAGGGGGUGAAGCACAUGUGUAUUUCCUUUGGCAAUUACUGCGAAAAUGACUCAGUUUGUGUGCAUGAGUGGGAGUGCUGUGGCUGUGUUUGUGUGACAGAAAUAAGUACAGAAAUUCAAUGCAGCUAAAAAGUGAUGUCAAACCAGAAGGGACAAUUGAAGAUUGAACUGGAAUUUUUUCUGUCCUUAUUUUGGGAAAGUCUUUGCAGAAUUACAAGGAGUUAGAGAGGAAGUGUUUUGAGUUAAGAAGAGAAAGUUUUAAAAAGGACCAAUAGGCAGCCAAAUUACAGACUCAGAGCGACUGCAUUUGACUUUUUUAACUUAACUUCACAUCCUUAGUGUCUUUAUUUGUUGCUUUACUGUUUAGUAUCUGCUACAUGGUACAUUUGAAGCAGUUUAGAUCAGCUGCAGACAAUAUUGGAAAACCAGGUAAUCAAAUACUAUACCUUGAAUAGUAGUUGUAUUAAUGGUCAUGUGCACACGUCUAUAGUUUCAUAUCUUACCUUUUAUAUGAAAUACUUAUCAUAUCUUUAUUCUUUAUAUAUGUUAUAUUUUCAUUUUUUACUUAUUAAAUCAUGUUUCUUUCUGUAUAUUGUGGGGUCAACAAAUGUGAGAAAUUACAGGUAUAAAACUGUAAAACUCCUCUCAAUAUUAAAGGUGUGACCACACUCACUUAAGGUGAAUUUUUUCCUGCAGCCAAAAACUCAACCUGAAUUUACCUGGACAUUUCACCACGAAACUACCGGGUAAAAGUUCCAAAAAAUCAGGGCUUAGUGAAUUCACACAUGCGCUCAGCUUGGACAAUGUCAGGAAAUGCUGAGUGGGGCAUUGUGUGUAUGACAGGGGAUUAUGUGUGCUUGUAUGGGCUUCAAUCUCACAAAAUGUCUUUAUUUUGAUUUUAAAAAAUAGAUCAAUAAAGCAGUUGUUCCUAUUGAUAUUGGUUGAUAUGGACACACAUAUUUUUGGUAAAGGUGCAGAAACUUGCAGCAUAAGGAGAGAUCUGGUUAUAUUAUAGUUAAUUUUCCUGUGGGACACCUCAGGGGUCAGUCCCAGGACCACUCGUGUUUUCUCCUUAUUUCUUGCACCUGGGACAUGUUGCCCAUUAAUGCGACAUUGAUUUUCAUUUUUAUGCGGGCGACACCCAGCAAUACUUCUAUCUUAGCCUUAAGACCCAGAUCACAUUUCCUUACUCAUUAAUUGUAUUACUGACUUUAAAAAAAAUGGGAUGGCCCACAACUUUCUACAGCUAAACAUGAACAAGAUAGAGAUCAUCAUUUCUGGCCAAAGCACCGCACACACCCAUAUCACUGAAACUCCAGAGCCUCUUUUUUUGCAAAUAUUUUGAACAGCUGCAGAAAUCCUGGAGUCUACAUCAUAUAAUUAUUAUUACAUUUGCACACAGCCAUGGAAUCAAGACAGGAAAUAAAAGCUGCAGUACAAGGUCAUACGCUUGGAUGGAUCUGUAAAUCUUCUCCAUCUUCUCCAUCUAUUAUUAGACUUUUAGGAAGUCAUCCUCACACCAGGCUAAACAUUCACAAGAGCUGAACAGGCUCUGACGCCGAGCGGUAACGUGGCCCAUACUCGUCAUUCCUGCCUGUCAACAGUGAGGUUAACUGAAGUCACCGCUUCAGUUAAGUUCAGCCUCUGAUCAGUAAGAACAUACCUGUUUACAUUCAUGUUUGGAUGUUGCCAUGGCAGCAGGAAAGGUGUUAAGAGUCCAUUGAUUUUACAGACUCUGCCGGCACGUCAAUCACAUCUUAACUCACCUUGAACACAGACACAUCUGGCGCAAAUAUCUUGAGGGGUUUUUGGCAAUCUUUAACAAUUUGCAACUUCUUAUGCAACAGAAACAUCCAACAUGGCUGACAUCAGACUUGUUGUGUUUUAGUAGCAUUUUUAAACUCAAAUUCCAAGUAUAUGCUUAAACAACUUGUUGCAUUGUAUCUAAGUAGCACUCUGACACAUUCAUAGGUUAUUAUAACCUCAAACACCUGGAGCAUUAUCAAUCAGACAAAUAUGUGGUGUAGUGGUGAGCUGUUAGCUAAUAUAACUGAUUCUAACAUCUGAUUUAAGUGAUUUAUAAUUCAACCCAGAGAUUGUAUAAAAAGAUAGGGUCAUGAAAGCACACCAAAAGUGAAACAAAACACUUUGACAUCCUCCUUCUGGCUGGUUGCAGUAAAGGUCAUAGACUCCACCCCCUCCAUGUUAACAGAUGGGACAUGGAUCAAACUUAUAAUCUUCUAAUAAACAUGGUUUCUGUCAUUUUCUGUCACAAAGUAAUAGUUUCAGUCUCACCAGCCCACACUACAUAGACUAACCCAUGGUGCCACCCACCAGUAAGGGAGCAGCAAAUAACUUUAAUUUAGUAUGACACAUACUGAGACAAAGUUACUCCUUCAGUUGACCACAUGAAAAAGUAUUUGUGUGUCUUAUGUGUGCGUGCGUGCGUGCGUGCGUGCGUGCGUGUGUGUGUGUGUGUGUGUGUGCGUGUAGGAGCAGAGUGGAGUGGCAGUGGUCUGAUAUCAGUUGACUCUGCAUUCCUGACGGUGACCACAUGGUGUAACAGAGUCUGUCAUAUCAGCCAUUCAGCCAGCCGGACCCUUCAGACCUGCAGGGAAGCUCCACACUAACUUUUAAACAGAGGCACUUUAAAUCGACAGAUUUCACGAAUAUGAUAUGUGAUGUUUUUGCGGCUGUGUCCCACUGCACACAUGGUCCAAAUAGAGUCCUAUUAUCUUUGUUUGUUUUAUUUCAAUUGUUUAUUUGACUCAACAAAUUCAUGUAGGGAUGAGCUUACUGCAUAUAUCCCACUUAUGACCUGGCAACCAACUAACUCUACAAACAAGCUGACACAAAAUUUUGAUUUAAGAUGAUUUUAUUAAUUCAUAAAUGAUUGAUUAUACAGAUAAAUAAAAGUUUCUCCAAUCUAACACCAGUAAAGCUCCCACAGUGAUGUGUUAUAGCCUUGAAUCUGACUGCUGAUUUAAGUCCAAGUUUUAAAUGUAGUUUCACAAUCAUACAAAAUCCCUCUAUUAAGAUCUAAAAGGGAGUUUGUCUUACAUCUAACAUACUCCAACAUACACACACCUUCACUUACACACUAAGGGGAUUCCUUCAACAUCCUGCCGUGUAAUUACUGAGGCGUCUGUCCUGCUGCGUUACAGCCUGCCCUCCAAAGGCUAGCCGGAAGAUCACAACUUUGAUCGCUGCAAAGAGGAGAAGACCAGUAGCAGAUAAAAUAAGGGAGGAAAAUCAUACUUAAAGAUGGCGAUAGACAGUGAUAAGCAUUUUUUACUCCAAAUUCAAAGUGGUCAGAGUUAAUAAUCAUCCAGAGCAAGGUUAAAUGUUUUUAACGUUGGUUUCGGUGUCUCUUUUCAAGCUUUUUUAUGGAUCCGCCAAAAGCAGAAUGUAGCAGUGAAGGCAGGAAGAUCGUGAUGUUUUAUGUGACCAUAAAUAGGAGAGGAAGAGGGAAAGGAUCAAUAAACAAGAAGAAGAAAAAGAAGAGUUAAAGUGACACGAGGCUUUAACUCUGCUGUGACAUGAAGUAAUAUUUUGAUUUUGUAGUCAUACUUAAAGACACCUAUAGACCACAGAAACUCAUUUGUAAUCAGAGUCAACGAUCUGCAUCAUUUUUUAAUCAUGAAAAAUGGGCCCUUAUUUAUUUAAAGGCCCAUUCUGCACAAACACCAGGACAAACACGGAGCAGGACGGUAGCCGACCCCAGGGCAAAGGCUAAAGGUCAGCUGCUGUAAAGUGCAGGACAGAAGUGGUAUUUAUGUGUGUUCGUGUGCGUGUGUGUGCACGUGGAUAAUAGCCUCAACCUUAUUUCUUUCCAUGUCAAAGGUCACCUACUACAUGUUUUAACUCUAACCCGGUUUAUGUCCGGUUAGGUGCAUGUGUUGAGUUUUGUCAACUGUUUGUUUGUGACCGAAUAUAAUGAGUCCAUUCACUAACCCGUGCAGCACCUCUGCCUAUCAUCAGCACACACAUAGAGCACAUAGAAAGACAAACAAAUAACACGCUGCUACACAGCAGGACAGGUGCUGCUGGCCCGUGUCUGCCUAAACACAAACACAGAUGGGAGGCUCUGGUCUCUUGGAUCAUGAGUGACAUGGUUUUAAAACCGUCAGAUCCUUCAGUUUUCUAUAUAAAUGAGAUACUGUUUGGAAAGAAUAAUUGAAAAUGGAACUGAAUUGCAAAUUAAAGGAAAAUUACUUUGCAAACUGGCAGAUAGGGAGCUAUUUGAGGAACCAUUUAAAUGUCUUGUGUUACCAUCCAACCCCAGGGAGUAAAGAUAUUGUUAAGAUUGUAGUAGAUUGAUACCUCUGUGAGGCUUACACUGAAAACUCAUGUUUUUCAAAAUAAAACUCUGAUGAUACGAAACAGAAGGAGAAGAAGCCCCAUUCCUGAUGGCUGUCUAACAGUUGGUAAAACCAAGUGUGCUUGUAAAGUAGACAAUAAGAGCACAGCUACAUCUUAUUACGAAUUAACUUCUAUAAAGAUGAAGUAAUGCAUAGCCAGACUUCUGUAAAAUGGAUCCACUGGCUUCAAAAUACCAACAUGUCAAUGCACAAAAUGUUCCUACCCAUAACAGUCUGCAAACUGAAGGUCAUGCAUACUUCUUCAAGUCAGUCUCUGAUCAAAUGCACAAUUGCAUAAGCUUUUGUCAUCUUGAGCUUUUACACAUGCACACUCUUAAAAUUGUGUUGUUGUUUUUUUGUUUUUUGACAUAUAUCUGGUAAAGUGUCUAAAAGGCAGUGAGAUAAUGACAGAUCAUUAAAUACUUCAAGAAAAAGGUCUAAAUAGAGUUAACCUAUGCACUACUUUUACUUCUACCACUUUAAAAGCAUCAAUUGGUCUGACAACUGAACAACCUGUGACUUGUUCAGGAAGAUUUUUGACUAACCACAGAUCUUCGUCAGACAAAGCUUGAUGUAAAAAGUUCUCUCUGAAAGUUUUUAGGCUACAACUUUGGGGAAUUUUCCAGCUAAAAUCUUUUUCAGUAGGUAAUAAUUCAGCCACAGUUCUGCUGCCAGUGAGAGAAAACACAACCCCUCUCUUUGUCAUUGUCUCUCUUCCUCCCGUCAUGCUGACUCCUCUUCGCUGUGUCCCUAUCUGUUUCUCCUCAUCUGCUUUUCUGCUUUCUUCCCACUCCCUCACCCUAAAUGGCAGUUAUAUAAAAGCCAAACAGAAAGAUGAUGCCUUCAGGCACAGAGAGAGCCGUGGAAAAAAUGCUGAAAAGAAGUCAGUAAAGCAGUGAGACAGACUGACAGGGGGAUGUAGGGACAGACGGAUGGUAAAAAUAAGAUAUUUAAGGAGAAGCACUGCUCCACUCCUUGUUUGGCUUCUCUUCCUAUUGGCCGUUAUGAUGGCCAAUCAGAGUCCAGGGGAGGAGCACUUCCUGUGGGCUUGAGGGGGGCCUCCCAUGUGGUCUGCAAUAUAUAUGUGUGUUAAAGUGUGUAUGUUGAGGUAGCUGCGUAAAAGCGUGCACUUUUUGCUCACAUUAUUUUGUAAAUAGUGGAGACACGUGUGUACCUGGACAUGUGUAUACCUCGUGUGUGGCUCAUGCUGGUAUCAAGCGUGAUCAUCAGUUCUGUGUGUUAGGCUGGUGUGGGCAUGUGUACAUUUUGUACCCUGGACUCAUGCCCAUGAAAGGUUGUGGAUCAGGGAAUUUCAAGAAUGUGGGUUGUUUAAGGACUCUGACUUUUUGAGAAGAGGUUGAUAUGAAAAUAAAAGCUAUGAAAAACAUUUUUUAAAGAAAACUUCUGUGUAGGGAGACCUUUUUCUGUUAAUAGAAGUAUGAAUGAAGUAUAAAGCUGAAUGCUUUAGCUUGUUGCUGUCUCACCUUUGCUGAUCGCUAAUUUUCUUAGGAGUGUAUGAACGUGUUCAGGAUGAGGAUAUUCAGCGACAUCUAGCACUAAUACUCUGGAGUGGUGUAAGGCCCUCUCACUGGUCUCUCCUGUCUCCAAGGCAAUAGUGGCCCUAGAGGACCAAAAAGGAUUUAUGCGGUAAAGAUGGCGUUAUCUACAACAAGCAAGAGUUUAAAAGCCACAUGAAGAGAAAAACUGAUUUUCAGUCAUUUUUUAAUGAAAAUAAAGUUCCAGUAAAAUCAUUUUCCUAUGAGGUCAAAGUCGUAGUUAGGUUAUUUUAUCAAUGCAAUCAAGAAUGUAAUGUUAUGAGAUUAAAGGAAUAGUUCUACGAAAGAUAUCAGAUUUUUGGUUCACGGUGAGCCGUCUGCUUCUUGUGUCAAAAUGAGGAAUGUGGAGCAUCUGGUGAAAUCAUCUUUAAUGUUUUAUGUCCUCAGCACCACUUUGUAAUAAGUAUGGGCACUCUGAGAUGUGUGGUAUUCCCCCUUCAGAAAAGCUGUGACUUUAUCUUGUAGCAUUAUGACUUCAUUUGCAUAAGAACAUGAAAAUCUUAUAUUCAUGUGGCCCUAACACCCCGCUGUAAGAAGGAAACAUUGGUUGUGUUUAGCUUCACUUAGCUAAUUCCAGCUUGUGUUACGAAAACGAUGAAAAACUUGUGAUCUUAAAAUUCUAAUAUUUGAUAGUCUUACUGUUUCUAGAGAAAUCUGGCUCUGUGUUGCGUUAAGUUCUAGAGGUAAAAGGUAUAUCAUAAACCUCAUAUGGAAUAUUCAGACUGAUUUGAUCUCACCUCCUUUAUCAUAAAGCUGAAACACAUCCAGAGGUUUUUGGUAGGUGUUUAAUAGCAGUUUCCCUUUUCCUUGUGUAUAUUUUAUUUCGUAUGGAGCUACAUGAUUGUCCUUGGCUCAGAAAUACACAAUGAAAAUAAACUUUAAUAGUAGUUUUAUUGACUGCUACUGAGUGUCAGUUUUCAGAAACAAACCCCUAAAUCUACUGGAGCCUAUAGACUUGGAAAAUAACCAGCAAGCCAAGAAUAGUGAUAUACCACAUGCAGCUUUCUGUUUAGGAGCAAAGGCAGAUGUUGAGUGAUUAGAAAGUUGCAAUUGAUGGGGUGGGAAAACAAGAAAAAAAACAUUUGCACUCUCUUUUAAAGUACACAUUGAACCAGAUAUUCAAUUGCAUGCAGUUCACAGCUUCUGAGGGUAAAAUGUGCAAACUCUAUGACCUCCUGCAACAAUUUCUCAAAACUAGUGCUGCAAAUAACCUUCCAACACUGCCCUACCUAUCUUUGGAAACAAAAGGUCAAGUACUAAUUUAUGCACAUAUUACCAUAAAUCAAGAUAAGUGCUAAUAAAGCAUCCAAAAGACACAGUCAGUACAUUUAAAGAGACAUUACACUAAGUGAACACACAUGGCUUGUAAAAGUGAACGCAGGCCUUUCCAGUGUUUUGAUUGUGCUGUGUGUAUGUGUGUAUGAGUGUGUGUAUAUGUGUGUGUUUUGGCUACCUGCCCAAGGCCGAUGUUGAUAAAGUGUGACCACAUGAGUCCCCAGUGGAGAAAAAGAUGGAAAUGAGCCAGUGUAUAUACGUACGUUUUCUCUCACUCUCUCCCUUUCUCCACAUAACAGAGGCAGCCUAUUCUUUAUGUCCUCCUCACCUCUCUCACUCUCACUUUCUCCCUCCUUCCUCCCUUUUUUCUACUUAUCCCCUCUCGCUCUCUUCUUCUCUCACACACACUCAGAAAAACACACAAAGGACUGUGGUACAUGUGUUCAUAAUGUCCUGGCGGUCUUAGAUUUCUAGGAAUUGCUUCAUACUUUCUUGGAGAUUAACCCCGUGUGGAUCAAGCUGUACUGUAGAUUUCUAGGGUAAAUAUAUACCACGUAUGUGCGACUUUGAUGUGGAUUACAGCAUCACGGCAGGUAAAUGCCUUCCACUGAGCGAUGUUUAAUCAGAAUUAAACAUUUGGAUAAACUGUGAGGUGCGCUCUAUCUUUAAAUACCACUAAAAACAUACUUGCCUCCUGACGCACAGCUCUAAUCUGUUUUGGUUUUGGUUUGUGGCUGACCCAAGAGUCCAAAAUCUACAUCCAAAAAUGUCAUCAUCGACAGCUUGUUUCAUAAACCAUGGCACCAAUCAGAUAAGCUGUCAAACCUCAUGUGAAUGCUGUCAGUGAGGAGUGCGCGUUGCUAAAGGGCACCUGCUGACAAAGGAGAAAGAGAGGGAAGUGGAUGUAAACACACUGGCUAAGCAGAGCUGUAAUUUUGUGGCACCACUGGUUAUCGCUGACGGUUUGCUAGUUACAAAUUUGGAAAAGCCGGCAUUAUCCAAGCAUUAGACGGAAACAAAAACACAUGAGCUCAACCAAAAGUUUUGUUUCCUUUCCAACAUGUUGUUUCUUGUCCCCAAGUACCCAAAUACUUUUAUUUCUGCACAUUUAGCAAAGAAAAAAAAAACAAGUUAUGGCUCUAAUGUGCCUCAAAGGAACAUGCCUGUAUAAAGGGUCAUACAAACACUUCAAGCUUGUACAGUGAUGUACAAUAGUUGUGUUGGGAGACAAAGAGUGGUCAUGACGGGGGGAUGGUUACUCUUUUACACCAAUCUUAAAAGCUUUUGGACCCAAUCCAGAAAUUCUGAUGUUGUACAGAUGUGGUGCACUGGAUUUUAAGAGGCUCUAUGGGAAUUCAGCUUACUUGUAAGACUGUCAUCAUCAUUCAGAGACCAUUGCUUUUAGAUAUAAAGACCUUUGCAACUUAGCCUUAGCUGUCUUGAACUAAAGGUGUGGUGUUUUGAGAUUAUGGCAAAAAUGGAUGACACUGGGCUGGGGUUGCAGUACUAAUUUUGUCAUUUAUAUCUGCAAUGCCAUAAACCAUGAAUGAUUUCUGUAAACACAAUUGAAUUUUCAACAAUAAGAAGAGUGUUUCAACUCUUACAGAUGUCUUAAUUAAAAGUGAAGUAUACAGUUGACCAAAAGUUGCCAAAUCAGGCUGUAAAUAUUCCCUGAUAAACUGGAGGGUUGUUGUUUUUUUCCUCGACAUGGGGGUCUAUGAGGAAUGACUCACUUUUAGAGCCAGCCUCGAGGGGGCCACCCAAGAGACUGCAGUUUUCAGUAAUGGCUGCAUAAUUCAGCCUUUUGACAGAAUCAUAUUGGGCACAUUUUCAGCAUGCUUACACCUUUUGAAAAUUUUUAGGCACCAAGCUAUAUAUUUCACAAAACACUGACUAGACUCUUACACUUAUUUCCAUACAAAGGAAAACAUACAAAAAACAUUUUUGCCUCCACAUGGAGCUUUUUUUUUUUUAAAUAAAAACAAAUGCUUCUUCUUCUGAAGAUGAACUAUCACAUGGUGGGUGUUACUUAGUACGAAUAAUGACAAGUUAAUGACUGAAGGGUUGGGCAAAGUGGGGAAGGUCUUGGUCGCAACAUCAACUUCAACAUUCAUAUUUGCAAAAACAAAAAUCAUGCUUGUGUUAACAUGAUAAAAAUUUAUACAAUAAAAUGAGUGCUUAGAAUAAAUUAGCUAUUUUACAGAAGUUUUGAUUUAAAAUAAAUGCAUAUAGACCGAAAAGUUGACCAUAACUGGCUAUAAACAGCUGUAAUGUUGUCUUUUUCCUCUCAACAUGGGCAUCUAUGAGGAGUGACUCACUUUUACAGCCAGCCUCAAGUGGACACCUUAGGAACUGCAGCUUUUGGCAUUUCAGUUAGAUUAGUUUAAUGUGGUUAAAAAAAGUUGUAUAACAGGCAAAUUCAGUUAAACAUGAUAUGUUAUAAGAACAGAGUUAGCUGACAAAGAGACUGUGCAGUGUCCUUAUAUAUUUACAGUAACAUGUAUAGUGCUGACACUCUGUUUGUUUUGGAGCAGCAGAGCACAUUACAGCAGACUGAGGUCAUACAGCACAGUGUGUGUUUAGUGUGCACUGGAUUGACUUUAUAUACGUGAUCUAUGUCUUCCUUAAACACAUCUCCGUUUCUGUGCAGCCUGAAGAAAAACAGACAGCAGCCCCCGGGUAAAAGGAUCCAUUUGUGGAAAGAAUACUUUAAUCUAAAGCUCAGUGUGAAGUCAUGCACUGUGCGCCUCUGCAGACUCUGCAGCAAAGCAGAACAAUAAUUAGAGGGAGAAAAGUUUGAGUCUGGCAGGUGCUAUGAGUCAUGGAUUUAGGUUUUAUGUAAUGAAGUCAAAGGUUGCACACACACACACACACACCUCCACCACUUUUUUUUGGGGCUAUUUUGAUAUUCAGCAAUUUUAUCAAAUGAUUCCCCAAGAAAAUAGGAAUAAUUCAUGUUCAACACACAGUUAUACACUGUUGUUUAAAUGCAAAAACGUGCAACUCUCUAUUCAGCUACAAGCAACAUUUUUUGCAACCACUUAAACAUCAGCUUCAGUCAGAACCCUUACAGCAAAAACCACCACAAAAUGUUCUGUUUUCUUUCCACCAAAAUAAGAGCACCGCCUAAUCCCUCUUGGUAAACAAUGGAGAGGCUCCUGAGACUCAAUUUAGUGUGAUGAAACAGACAAUUACAGUUUAGCAUGUCAUGUUCAAUUACUAAGCUUUGAGAAAAGUCAGAUUUAUGUUCUGCACUGUCAGAUGAAUUGAGUUUGUCCUCGACUUGGAUGAAUACUCAGUCGUUAAUCACGUUUUUGGCUUAGAUUUGGGUACAGGGAUAAAAAAAAGUCAAACAAUGACAUCUCAUUUUGCAGUGGUCUGUAACAGAAGUGUUGAUAUUUGCUGCCCUCUUCUGAUCAAUGUCAUAAACUUCAGCAUUGAGACUUCAAGGCCUACCUUUUAAAAUCUCUCAGAGCUUCAUAUUGACAUCAACCCUACAAGUCUGAACAUUUUCACGUGUCUUUAUUGUAUCCCAUCGUAUCUCCAUCCAGCUCUGUUUAAGGGUGUUUUGGGUUUCAAUUUGCAGCUGACUGAGCACUUCAAGCCAGGUUUUUGUAGGAUUUUAUCAAGUUAAAUACAGAGACAGAAUUUUCACCUGGAGGAUGCAAACAGCAUUUAAUAGAAAUAGUAGAAACCAACAACUCUGUACAAGACUUCCAAUAACUGCAACCGCUUUGUAUCAUGUCUUAUAUCCUGAUCAUGGGAUACUUUGUCAUCUUUCAAAUGUUAUUUUUAUCCGAGAACUAUGAAACUAUGUCAGAAGUUACAAUAAGUUUACACUGUGAUGGUGAGCUGGGGUAUUGGUGUGGUUACAAUCCAAGCCAGCUCAACUCAAUCACCAAAACCACAUCUCUAUUACAUUUCUCAACCAAUACACCGCAAAAAAAAUCAAGAGUAGGCUAGUGUUUUCAACUUAAUCGACCUUUUAUAGGCCACCUCCAGGUGACAAGACAAUAUAAACAUCUCAUUACAAGGUAAUACAAAGCUAACCAAUCUGCCCACAGUGGGUGUCAAGUCAACACAGACAGAACGACAGAAAAUUUAGACAUUAAAAAGUCCUAAUUAUAGUGUUUUAUGGCAGUGUCCAUGUCCAGAAUUUAAAUGAUUUUAGUCCGUCUUGUUUGUCUGUGGUACUGAGCUUUUAAGGGUGUAAAUAAAGGUGUAGAUUUAUCGAGGGUGUAAAUGUGAAGGAAACCCCUCUUUAGAUCUGUGUCUCUCUUUCAGGGAGGCUCCCCCUCCAACCUGAAUAUGAACCUUUAUGCCACCAAGAAGACAGCAGCUGAAGGCAUGCUGGACAUCGCUCUGUUCCUGGCAAACAUCACUCACAUGAAGACGGUCAUCGAGCAGGGAGCUGGAUACAGGUACUGAGUGCGUGUGUGUGUGUGUGUGUGUGUGUGUGUGUGUGUGUGUGUGUGUGUGUGUGUGUGUGUGUGUGUGUGUGUGUGUGUGUAUGAAGGCAAAGGUAUGAAGGCAAAGGGAAAACUGUUCGUCCUUCCCUUCAUCUCCUGAAGUGUCAUAUUCAUGUAGUAAUUUUUAUUUCUCCCUUGUCUUCAGGUACUACGCUGCUGUCUUGACACUCAUCUCCUUCUCUCUGGCUCUCCAGAUAGUAGCUGGAGUCCUGAUCAUCAUCAUAGGUGAGCCAAUCAGCUAUCAUCUCAGCAUUCUUUAUCUUUGAGGCCGACCAUGACAGAAAUCCACCCUCCAUGUUUUAACCAAUCAUAUUAACACACUAACACACUGUGUGAUUUGAAAAUGAAGGCACUGCAUUUAGUCAACUUUGAACCUUUGGAGGUGUAAAACCUCAGAGAAGUCAGUAUUUUGUCUUAGCAACAUCAUGAAAACUAUAAAUAUCAAAAGCUAAUGUAAGCAAAGUCAUAUGAAUAUUAGAAAACUUCCUUUUUGUGUAGUUUGUUACUUGUCAUUGUAUUUGGCAUGUGUGUGUGUACACGUGUGUGCUUGUUGCAGCUCGACGAGACCUCAAUGAAGAGGCCAACCAGAAGCGGCUGGACAGCCUGAACAACUACGCGACUAUCCUCAUUUUCCUCAUCUUUGUCACCAACAUCUUCAUCUCCGUCUUUGGGAUGGAGCGCACCGGCCUCUUUGCUAGGAUGCAUUUCUGAUUUGAAGACGUAGGGGAUGCCUCGUAUAUGUGGAAUUUGGAAAAAGCAAACAAAUUUACACACACAAACAGAAGAGUGUGACUUAUAGCCCUACUCAAAGUACUAAUCAACUACAGUAUUACUUCCAAAAGAUGUCUUUAAAUGACUUGAAUCAGUGUGAAUGGGCUGAGCCAAAGCACCAACUAGACGUAUGUGUGUGUGUGUGUCUCUGUCUGUCUGUGUGUUCUCGUCUGCAUGUGUUUGUGUGUCUGUGUGUGUGUGUACCCAUGAACAGCUCGUUGCGAGCUGACUCUUCUACCCUCUUACCAGCGUUUGUUAAACUUCCUGAAUAAUUUGAUCACUGGUCUCUUCUUCCUCACCUUGAUCGUCAACAUCAUCAAAGCCGCCUUCGGCACACAACGCAGCUGCUUCCUGCGGUGGCUGUUACAGAGAUUUAUUCUAUGAAGCAGCUUGAGCAAGCAUAUCUUUCAGAUUAUUGGUACAUUUAUACUCUGUUACUAUUAUAAAUAUGCAUGUUUGAAGUGGAUACUGCAGUUCAAAUAGGACAGUUCAGGGAAAAGCUUCUUGCAUCUGAAAAUUGUAAUUCUCAUAAGUGCCACCAGAGGGAGUUAGAUUUGUGUACACAGUUGCAGCUUUAAUUUUUGACUUUCCACCAAUACUUAGAGGUGGGGUAGGUAGGAUCUGAGUGCCAGCUACUUUGGGGACAGUGUGAAGUUAGCAACAAGUCACAGAUUUCCAGUAUUAAUGUAAACCUACCUCCUGUAAAAUUUACCGUAAUUUGCACUAACAGCUUAAAACAGACAUUAGCAGGGAAGAGCCCGAAGAGCAUCACUCUCAAACUAAACCACUUAAACUAGGCUGCUUCCAGUUAAAUUAGAAGAUUGACGCCUCUCUCGUAUCAGGAAGUAAAGAUAAAUGUAUUGUUGAUGUCAGUAGACUAUUAGCCUAGCUUAGCACAAUAAAUUGCAGCAAGAGUCUACUUUUAGUCUGACUCAAUUCAAAGGUCAAAAAAUCGCCCAAUCAGCACUUUUUUGAUAGCUACCUGAGCUAAAAAAAAAUAAAACAUAAAAGGUUUUUUAAGAUCCAUACACUAAUAUAACUCUACUGACUGUAGUAUUCAGUUUCACAUGAGUGAAUUGCAAGUCAAUGUACAACUGCAGUUAGACACAAAUUCAUAAUUCAUAAUUUAGGCAUCUCUAUUCAUUCCAGUCUGUUAUAUAAAACUCUUUUCAGGAGCUUAAAUUUCACAGAGGAUUCAAUAGUGGAAAACUGUGAUUGACAGGUGUCAGAGCGUCACAUUACUUGCCCAGGCUCUACUGGCUGUAAAUGGGAUUGUUUAAAGCCCAUUUGAAUGUUAUGUAAAAAUUUAGUGUUAUCAUUAUCGUUAUGUAACAGUUAUUAUGGUCUACAAGAUUUUAUUAUCAUAUCCAAAUCCCAGCUGCAACAGAUGGUGGAUCCUUGUUGUUCCGGGGCAGUAAUGAAAUUUAUUUGUUGUGCUAGUUGAUUUUUAUCUCUUAUGUAUUGAAUACAAAUUAAACAGCUGUUUGUGUGUCAAAAUGUCACACAAGCCAGACAGAGGCUGGGGAGGGGGGGGGGGGGGGGUGCAUGAACUACUGUAUGUUUGUUUGUUUGUUUGUUUGUUUGGGGUGACUGUGAGUUUAUGUUCAUGUGCGAGGAUGUGCGCUUCAGCAGUAAAUGUGUGUCAGAGCGUGGAAAUGUUUGAAACUGUGUGUUUGUGUGUCUGUCUGUGUGCAUGUGUGUUUGUGUUGUAGCUCGCAGGGACCUGAACGUGGUGUCCAAUCAGAAACGACUUGACUACCUGAACAACCUGGCCACAGGCGUCAUCUUCUUCACCACGGUGAUCAACUUCUUCAUCAGCUUCUUUGGAUCCAAGAGGACCGGCUUCUUUCGCUGGCUGCUGGCUCGACUACACUUCUGACACACACACACAAACAAACAAAAAACACAACAUACUGUACAUUAUACAUAUACACCCAUCCAUACACACUUGAAAAUGUCAAAAUAUAAGAGAAAUUAAGCUAAAAUUAGUGUGCACAUGUACACAAACGUUUACCAAGCUGAGACAAACACUUCAAACAGGAUUUUUUUAAUGUAAAUAAGGCUUUGAAAAUGCUUUCAGAAUUUAAUCCAACUAAAAUAUUUUCACUUUAACCCCCUAAAAAUCCAUGUAAUGAUGCAUCCUUUCUCUUGCUGUUAUAAUGUACCCAAACCCAAAUAUUGUGUGUUCCAUGUUAUUGUAUUCCAACCUGUUUCACUCUUGUGUUUCAGCAGUUUUGUAUCGUUUAACUUUUAAGAAUCUUGUUCAAUAUGAUAUGUUGAAACCAGACACAACAGGGUUAAAUGAAUAAGAGGCAUCCUUCCAAUGUGUACGAGCAAAAUAAAUAUAUUAAUUCAAGAUAAACCUAUGAUACACUCAAUGUGAUUCUUUAUACGCGGCUUGAUUUAAUGCAAAAUCACAGGAUGGAUAUGAAGAGGAUUGCAAAUAAUAAACCUAAGUGUACACAAGUGUUUUCUUGCAUUUAAGUUUUCAAAGGUUGAGGCAAAGUGGCCUUAACCUUAAAAUUUGUCAAUUAACUAUAAUGGGAUCCAAUUGUCCUGCACUGUUCUCUAUCUGAGUGUCAAGUGCAGUUUGAACUCUCUCCUUUUGCACUGUGUGUAUAUGUGUGUCGUGUGUCUCACAGGCCGUCGAGAUCUGAAUAACCCCACCCUGCAGAGACGUCUGGACUACCUGAACAACGUGACGACCAUUAUAGUCUUCGUCACCACAGGCCUCAACUUCUUCAUCAGUACCUUCGGCAUGCAGCGCACUGGACACUUCCCAUGGCUCAUGAUGCGGAUUCACUGA
Molecule: messenger RNA, 36851 nt
Organism: Xyrichtys novacula (pearly razorfish)
Lineage: Eukaryota; Metazoa; Chordata; Actinopteri; Labriformes; Labridae
Source: the annotation of a GenBank genome assembly